AUGAAGGAUAAGACUAAAAAAUGGGAACUGAUAGCCGUCAAAGGAAAGGCAUCCUAUUUGAAAAAUCGCAGUCAACGUCUGUUGAAAGAUCGUAUGAGCAAAUAUCGUCUUGUUGAUAAUCGAGGGAUGGUGGUGGAAGAUAUGCAUGAGGAAGAGCCAAGUACAUCAUCGAGUGUGCCAUCUCGCCCUUCUACUUCCAAAAAUGGCCCUGCCGUAUCUCAUCUCACGUCCCAUAUAUGGGGAACAGGCCCGGAAGCAAUACCGCGGAUCACAACAAAAAGAUUCGGAAAAAUUUCUGAAUACCCAAGUACAUCAUCGAGUGUGCCAUCUCGCCCUUCUACUUCCAAAAAUGGCCCUGCCGUAUCUCAUCUCACGUCCCAUAUAUGGGGAACAGGCCCAGAAGCAAUACCGCGGUCACAACAAAAAGAUUCGGAAAAAUUUCUGAAUACUUCGUUGGCUCCAUCUGCGAUCGCUCCCUGUGCUCCCCGUACUCCGUGUCUUCGACGAUGUCCACCUUCUAAAGAAGGGGAACCGGGUUGGAACGAUACCAGUAGUGGUUAUGCUACAAUGAAUGGAGAUUUACCGAUGAGCACACCGAAGAACUACGACAACGCAGUUCGCGCUUACGAAAAUUGUCAGGGACUUCCCAUUCCUGAAACAGUGGAUGCGGUCCUUGAUGAAGUCACCAGAAAUGCUCGAGGUGUUUCAUCAAAUGCACCGGCUAGCAGCGCCACAAUCUCCGCUGCUGUUCUCGAGACAUCUAUUUGCUCAUCAGUGAACUCGUCGUUGGCUGUGGAUAGCCACUCGCUGGCGAGUCGUAUGGAAUUGACUACCCUUCCUAAUGUUACGCGGUUCUCUGAAGUUGCUGUUAAGGAAGAACCUGGAGAAAGCCCUCCACCUGAUGCACUUCCAAGUCCACCACAAUUCGACCAGACCAUGAAUGCUUGUCAAAGAGAUGAUGCAGCGGGAGGGAAGGUUGUUGGAGAGAAGGAGCGUGAAGAAUUUUGGGCGCUAGGAAUAGCAGAGAUGAAGAAAGGCCAUGAGAUAAUUGAAACAAGAUCUAAGAUUGAAGGUCUCCAGAAGCAGCUCUUUGAAGCCACCACCUUUCUCCAACAGCUGGAGGUCGAGAUGAACGAAAUUCUCCGCAGGAAGUCUGAGUUGCUUGGAUUACCGGUCCCUAGUACACUUAUAUCUGAUUUGCGAGUGUCGUGGAUUGUCGUAGUUGUGCGACGAUCGGCUCUACUUCCCGAAUGGCUUUCGUUCUUGAUUCAGAGAGGAGCUCGGAUUCCAAUGGACUACACAUGA
Messenger RNA from Ostertagia ostertagi, 1305 nucleotides. The record is from the annotation of a GenBank genome assembly. NCBI's taxonomy places the organism in Eukaryota, Metazoa, Nematoda, Chromadorea, Rhabditida, Trichostrongylidae.